Xenopus laevis (African clawed frog) is the source of this 873-nucleotide messenger RNA. It is a transcript of the gene polr2l.S, whose product is annotated as polymerase (RNA) II subunit L S homeolog. Gene Ontology annotation, biological process: transcription by RNA polymerase II; tRNA transcription by RNA polymerase III; DNA-templated transcription. Gene Ontology annotation, cellular component: RNA polymerase III complex; RNA polymerase I complex; nucleus. The record is from RefSeq and is marked provisional. Gene Ontology annotation, molecular function: DNA-directed RNA polymerase activity; zinc ion binding; DNA binding. Lineage: Eukaryota; Metazoa; Chordata; Amphibia; Anura; Pipidae.
GGAAACAGCGAGUGAAUGAGCGGCGUGUGGGAGAGACAAGACGGUUUUGCAAGAUGAUCAUCCCAGUCCGGUGCUUUACAUGUGGGAAGAUUGUAGGAAAUAAAUGGGAGGCUUACCUUGGCCUUUUACAGGCUGAAUAUACAGAAGGAGAUGCGCUCGAUGCCUUGGGCCUAAAAAGAUACUGUUGCCGCCGGAUGCUCCUGGCUCAUGUCGACUUGAUUGAGAAACUGUUAAACUACGCCCCUUUGGAGAAAUGAGGGGGCAGCUCCAAUCUGGACCAAUCAGAUGUUUAGAAGCUGGGCAGCCAUCAGGGGGGAGAGUUGUAGGGGGCCCGAGGGUAAGGGGGGGCCCUGCCACGCCACACUUACUUGAUUAUCCAGGCCCCCAUCUUUCUGAGAGCUGCUGACUUUGGGAAGGCAUGGACAUUUAAGGGGCCCUGGCCACCAAUUUUCUCAUAAUGUGGGGGGGGGGGAGGGGGCAUGCCCACCAAUUUUUCUUUUCUCAUGUGGGGUCCUAGCCACCAAUAUUUUUUAAUGGGGGGCCCUGACCACCAAUAUCUUUUUAUUUUUCAUUAACAUGUGGGAACCCUAGCCACCAAUAUUUUUUUUGUUUUUUUACUGUGUGGUGGGGGCGGACCUGUGGGGUGGGGAGGGCAGACCUGUAGGUGGGGCUUGUGGUUGGUGCAGCCCAGGGGGCCCAGGAAAUGUUGUUGUAUGGGGCCCUGUGAUUUCUGAUGGCGGUCCUGUUUAGAAGCCCAGCCAGGAGAACAAUCUGUUUCCAGCUCUGAAACCACCUUGAACUGGGUAGUUUUUAUGGACUAUUUUCAGAAUACGAGCAUUUUGUCAUGUGACUAAUAAAGGUAUUUUUGUUUUA